Oryctolagus cuniculus (rabbit) is the source of this 8858-nucleotide messenger RNA. It is a transcript of the gene GPR62, whose product is annotated as G protein-coupled receptor 62. Gene Ontology annotation, cellular component: signaling receptor complex; endosome; plasma membrane. The record is from RefSeq and is a predicted model, not a curated record. Gene Ontology annotation, biological process: G protein-coupled receptor signaling pathway. Gene Ontology annotation, molecular function: G protein-coupled receptor activity. Lineage: Eukaryota; Metazoa; Chordata; Mammalia; Lagomorpha; Leporidae.
CCCGCGGAUGGAUGCACUGGUCGCUUCCCUGUCUUGGCGGCGGUGACUGCGUACAGGUGUCUUUUCGGCCUGCUGAUCCCACCGUCUAGCAGCAGCAGGGCGGCUGCAUCCACAUCGCCCCUUCUUGCCAGGCCCGCCGUGCCCCCAACAGCAGUCUUGCUUCCCUCCAGUCCCUCUUAGCCCUGGCAUGGCUCUGGCCACAGGGUCUUGCCCGUGGGGUGGGAGGUUAGUACCGGACACAGAGUGGUAGCCUACCUGACGUGGUUAGAGGGACACAGGCUGAGGGUGGGUGGGGACCCACAUCGGCCUGCACCGUCCGCCCUUGCGCAGACUGACAGGUGCAGCCACCGGUGUGGGGAGCAAUUCGGACUAUACUGUUACUGGAAUUAAGACUUAUUCUAUGCAUCUGCUCUCCCACAAUAUGGCGCUGGGAGAGAAGUAAACAGCUUCCGCACAGCUGCCUCCAGUUCAACUAAUAAACUGUAGGACUUGCUAUUGAUUGGAGGAGAGCAGCGUACUCGGCGUGUGGGCAGCCGAGUUAGGAUUGGCGGAGGAGGACUAUAAAGGAGGAGAGAGACGGCAUGCACCAGGAACAUCUAAGGGGAACAUCUGAAGGAACACCUGUGCAGCCCCCCAGAGAGCCGGCCGGCGGUGUGCCGCUCCCCUGCGGAAGUGGGGAAUGUGGCCAGGGGGAACUGCCCUUCCACGGAGGUGGAAGGGAUAGUAGCCAGCCCGGGAAGAACCAGCAGCAAACCCGGGGAGGGCCGAGCAGACGAAAGAACAGCGCAGGGUCCUGUGUCGUUCCUCCACGAAGAGGGGGAGCGACACACCGGGGUAGACCCAACUUCAGGUGUGCACAGGCAGGUGCAUUAAGCAUAGUGUUCUCUCGUGCCAGCCUCUGCUCGGCUGUCACAGCUGCGCCAGGCCCGGGCCUCUGCCCUCUCCGUGAGGAGACCCAGCACACGGCGCCCCUGUGGUUUGAUGUGGCUCACAUGCACCCCUACCCCACCUGGGCACCAUCACCUGCUCCUCAUAAUCGAGUCUUCCAGGGGACCCUCUCCAUCACUGGGGGACCUGUCUGGUGAUCCGUGUUUGCAUUUGAGAGGGCAGAGAGAGAUACCAAUAGAUAAAAAGUGGGUGCUCCCACCCACUGGUUCAUUCCCCAAAUGCCUGCAAUGGUCAGGGCUGGGCUGGGCCGGAGCCCGGAGCCAGGAAUCCAAGCCAGGUGUCCCACAUGGGAGGCAGGGAUGGAAGUACCUGCACUGGGGUCUGCAUUGGCAGGAGGCUGAGUCAGGAGCUGGAGUGGGGCACUGAACCCCAGUACUCUGAUGGGAGGUGUGGGUGACCGCCCUGGCUUCUUAGCCACUUGACCAAACACCUGCUUCUCACCAGGUGACUCUCUGUUUUGGCCAAGACGUUGCCAGGGCAGAAGAGCUUCCCUGCAUGUCUUCUGUCUGAGCCUAACAAACAAAUUCAGCAUACAGCAGAGGAGCCCGGCUGGGCACACGCGAGGAGGCUGCCCGGGCGGGAAACCAGCUGUCACCCCCGGUGAUCUGCCACGGACGAGGGGUGUCGCUGCCGCCAAGCAGGCUGGGAUCCAGCCUGGGCUCACACCUCCACUUAGCUCAUCUCUGUCUCCUUCCCUCUGAAAACUUUCCCAGCCUUUUUUUCGUCCCUUGCUGUGACGUCCGUGACAGUCUGGCAGAGCAAGGCUGGCUGUCCUGUGCGGUGUGUCUUGGCCUGGGUUCAAUGUCUCCUCGUGACUGAUUCGGGUAUGGCUCGGACAGGAGCUGGACAUAAGUGUCGCGCCCUGGGUGAACUGCAGCGAGAGCCCGGGUCCCGUCUUGCUGAUGCCCCUUCACUAAAGCGGCUGCCGGUGUUUCUCCACCGUCAAGCUGCCCCCCUAAUCUUGUGAUGAACCAGUGACCCGUGGGGAGACUCGGUGAGCUCGUCCGCUCCACCCAUGAGCCUUAGCACCCAUUAAUGCGAUUUAUCUGAAUCAGUUUUUGCUGAGAUGCUUGCAAAUGAGUUAUCUAAUCUCACCGUUUUUAUAUUGACUAAUUAAUAUGCUGCUUUAUUUAUUAUUGAUGUAGAUCCAUGGAUUCCUUUUUCAUUCAGUGGGUGAUAAUUCAUCACAGUCACUACUUGAUUCCCAAGUUAUCCAAGAUUUCACCAAAACAAGGGGGGCCCAUUCUGUGGUUCCCGUCUUUGUUUGCGCACCUCCUCUCCCUGCCUCACACGCUGCUCCAGGCUCAUCUCGUACAAACCUAGAAUCUGCCGUUUCUCCAAGGAGCCCUGGAGCAGGACAAGGUGUUUGAAAUCAAGAUCUGGCAGCAGAUGGGAUUUUUUUCUUUACUUGAAAAGCAAAGUGAUACGUGCAUAGAGGGAGAAACACACACAGAGAGGGAGAGAGAGGGAGGGAAGGAGGGAGAGAGGGGGAGGGGAGGAGAGGGGGAGAGAGAGAGAGAGAGAGAGAGAGAUAACGAACGUGCACGGUUCUAUCGGCUGGUUCACUACCUAAGUGGCUGUGAUGGCCAGGGCUGGGCCAGGCUGGAGCCAGGCCAGGAUGGCUCCCUCUCCCUCCUCUCCUCUCCUCCCCUCCCCCUCCCCCUCCCGGACUCCCACGUGGGUGCAGGGGUCCAACCAGUUGGGCCAUCUUCUGUUGCCUUCCCAGGCCAUUAGCAGGAAGCUGGAUUGGAAGUGGAGUGUCCAGGAAGGACUCACACCAGUGCUGAACACGCUGUGCCACAAUGCCAGCCCCUUGGCUGAUCGCUAUUCUUCAGGGUGGUUUCGUUAUUCAUCCAAAACACAUCUAGGUCCAUUUGUUUUUAAAGAUUUAUUUAUUUACUUGAAAGUCAGAGUUACAGAGAGAGAGGAGAGGCAGAGAGAAACAGAGAGGUCUUCCAUCCACUGGUUCACUCCUCAGAUGGCCACAACGGCCAGAGCUGCGCCGAUCUGAAGCCAGGAGCCAGGAGCUUCUUCCGGGUCUCCCACGGGGGUGCAGGGGCUCGAGGACUUGGGCCAUCUUCUACUGUUUCCCCAGGCCAUAGCAGAGAGCUGGAUUGGAAGUGGAGCAGCUGGGACUCGAACUGGCGCCCAUAUGGGAUGCUGGUACCGCAGGUGGCGGCUUUACCCACUGCGCCACAGCACCGGCCCGGUCCAUUGUUUUUGUUUAUAUUCACUUUCAGUUGUUGUUGUUUUUGUUUGUUUGUUUGACAGGCAGAGUUAGACAGUGAGAGAGACAGAGAGAAAGGUCCUCCUUUUCUGUUGGUUCAUCCCCCAAGUGGCCGCUACAGCCGGUGCGCUGCGGCCAGCGCACUGUGCUAAUCCGAAGCCAGGAACCAGGUGCUUCCUCCUGGUCUCCCAUGCGGGUGCAGGGCCCAAGCACUUGGGCCAUCCUCCACCGCACUCCCAGGCCACAGCAGAGAGCUGGACUGGAAGAGGAGCAACCGAGACAGAACCGGCGCCCCAACUAGGACUAGAACCCAGGGUGCCGGCACCGCAGGUAGAGGAUUAGCCUAGUGAGCCACGGCACCGACCCAGUCUUUCUUCAUCUUUGUUAAUUUCUUGUUUUCAACAUGGAGAACAUCAACAUAGUUCCCCAAAGCCUACACUGGGCUGGGCUCUGCUCUACAUCCGGCUUCCUGCUAAUACGCACACUGGGAAGCAGGAGACGACGGCUCAGUGACAGGGUCACAGCCUGGCCCGACCCUGGCUGUUGUGAGCAUCUGGGAAGUGAAUGGGAGCUUGUGUGUGCGUGUGUGUGUGUGCGUGUGCGUCUGCCUUUCUGAUAGAUUCCGUAAACUAAGGCGUACAGAGGGUGUGAACCCUACAAAGUGAGCUCAGAAGAGGGCCCCUAGUCCUCACUGCACUCCCACUCACCUGUGGCCAGGGGCCGGCGUCAUCAGCUCUGCUUUAUCCUUCCUGUGUUGCUUUGGAAAAUACAUUUUUUAUCACACACAUGCGUUUUCAUUUUUCCUUUCUUUUUAUGCAUUGGGAGGGAGCGUGCAUGCUCCCACCCUCCAGAGACACACACCCCCGCCCCCGCCCCCACUGUACACUUCUUGCUCUCCCACACGGCCCUGCUGAGUUCUCCCCAGCCCUGGGGGUCCAGAGGCUGCCACAGGCUGGCAGGGAGAAGAGGAAGGAGGAGGUGGCCCUCCCCCAUCCUCUGAAGCCAGACUUCAAAAGUCCUCCAUCACCUCCCACAGGCAAAUGCCCAAGUUCAAGGUGCGGCCGAGAACAGGGAGGGGUGCCUGUGUGGGCAGAGCUCUGGGAAGCAGGGGACCUGUGUGCACUGGGCUACAUUCCUGCCCUCUCUGCUCCGUGUGCUCAUCUGAGCAACGGAGAAUUGGAUGGGGCCCUUCAAGUUCCAGCACGAAACGCGUCAAGCCCGAGCCCACGCUGUCCGUGCGCCUGUGGUCGGUUCUAGGGGCAGGGGCCCAAGCGACACCCAGCAAGGUCCCUGCCCUCGGAGAGCUCGCACUCGUAACAUAAGAGCCUCUAGGCAAACACUGACACAGAUGUGACAUAAAAUCUCAGGAAAAUGCCAGGAAGAACAAGGCAGGGCCCGAGCGUUAGCGUGAGGGGGAAGCAGGACAGCUUUAGGACAGGGGCUUGGCGAGGGCCUCCCUGCGACGAGCUGACGUAAGUGCAGGAGCAACCCACAGACAGACCCAAGGAUGGGUUUUCUAUCAGAGGACACAGCAAGUGCAAAGGGCCUGUGGUGUGAAGUGGCUUGACAGGUGAGAGGGACAGCAAGUGAUGACUGAGGCACAGAUGAGGGGGAGCUGAUGAGUCUGGGAAGCUCUGGCGGGGCUGACUGACAGCAGGGUCACGACCUGACCCGACCCACUUGGGCUGCUGCGUGUGAGUGGGCUGCAGGGCGUGUGCCAGUCAAGAUCCAGACCCCACGGGGAAUCUGACAGAGGGAGAGAAGUGAAUGACCAGGGCCAGCACUGCAGUGUAGCAGGUAAAGCCGCCACCUGCAGUGCCAGCAUCCCAUAUGGGUGCUGGUUCAAGUCCCGGCUGCUCCAUUUUCUUUCGAUCCAGCUCUCUGCUAUGGCCUGGGAAAGCAGUGGAAGAUGGCCCAAGUCCUUGGGCCCCUGCACCCGCGUGGGAAACCUGGAAGAAGCUCCUGGCUCUUGGCUUCGGAUUGGCACAGCUCUGUCCAUUGUGGCCAAUUGGGGAGAGAACCAGCACGUGGAAGAUCUCUCUCUCUCUCUUUCUGCCUCUCUCUCUCUCUGUGUAACUCUUUCAAAUAAAUCUUAUUAAAAAAAAAAAAAAAGAAGUGAAUGACCAACCUGGAUGGGCACAAAGACGAGCGACAGCAGGAGUCCCUACCUGCAGCCGAGGGACAACGGAGGGAGGGGGUGUUCUGAUGCCCAGAGGCCAGGGCCGUCCUCCAGGAGACCCAAACACACAGGAGCUGCGGGGAGGGAGCCAGGGCUAUGCAGAGACAGGCUGCCUUUCAGCACACGGCCGCACGGCCCCACAACCCCAGGCUGCACAAGCGAGGACAACCUUGCUCCUCCCAGCCCCAAGUCUUCUUCUAGUAACUUCCAUUAGCUGAACACCCCCAAAGCCAGUGGUCAAGGUGGUCUGAGAGGCAGGUGUUUGGCUUGCUGACGAAGGCACUGCUGGAGACACCUGCACCCACUCCCAAGUGCCUGGGUUCACGCCUCAGCUCUCCUCCCAACUCCAGCUUCCUGCUCGCGCAUACUCUGGGAGACAGCAGAGGAUGACUCAAGCGACUGGGUCCCUGUGACCCAUGAGAGACUGCAUGGCAUUCCUGUCUCCUGGUUCCGGCCUGGCCCGGCCCCAGCUGUCAGCUGGCACAUGGGGAGUGAAUCAGCAGAUGGAAGAUCUCUGUCCCUCUGUCUCUCUGCCUUGCAACAUUUUUUUAAUUAAAACAAAUAAACAUAAGGCAUGUGGGCAGAUCAGUUCUCAGGAAGGGUGGGAAAUGAAUUUCAGAGCAAACAGGAGAAAAUGGGAGCAGGAAGCCAGAGGGCGCAGCAAAGUCCCGGUGAAAGACGGCGUGGCCGGGCCCGGGACGUGGUGUCAGUGCUGGACUCCGAAGAGCCUGGUGGGUUGGAGAUGGAGCCUGGGGACAAGGAAGGCACCUCGAGAUGGCACUGGCUUAGCUGGCGAAGACUCUGGGAGGGGCCGGUUGGGGAGGGGUCAAGAGUCAUGGUUCUGUUUUGGACACAGGACGUUUAAGACGUCCAGCAGUGGAAGUACCAGGGGAGAUGUCAACAAGGCAGCUGAGACCCAAAUCUGGGGUUCAAGGCAGAAGGAAGUUCAGGCGCAAACGUGAGCAAUCAGGGUAGAGGUGGGGGUUUGCUAGGGAACUGGGCAACUUCACAGGGAGUCACGUGUCCCACUGCAGUCUCGCGUCUCUCCCUGAAUCAGCUACUCAGGCUGGGAGCAGACGCUGUGCACUGAUUGGCCAGGACUGAUUGCCUAAGUGGGAAAAUGAGGGGUGGGAACUUGCUCACCCAAAACGCAUGUCCUAAGAAUCAGGGAGGGGUGGGUUCCUAGAGGAAAGUGAGGGUGCUUCUGUCGGGAGUGCACUUGUUUGCCAGCAGCAAAAACAAACCAACCAAAACAGCCACAGCCCACAGGUACCUGCUUAUGCACCCACUGCUAUGCAGUUAACACCGGCUGGGCACCUGCUGGCCAGGCUGUGACCUCCCAGCCUCCCUUCUUGCUGAGAGAACUCGCCCUCCUGGGCUAGCUCAUGGCUGGUCUUGCGGCCCCCGCUCACGUCCCACCUCCAGAACCUGGGUUUCCCUUCAGCACUAGGACUAACUGAGGCUAUUACCCCCACGGAUGGGGAUGCGGGACAGCAGACGGGGGCCACCGCCCAGAUGCAGGACAGGGUGUGGCUGCCUCCAAAGCCCACACUCGACCAUCUCCCCAGCCCCCCAAGCGCUGUCACAGCACAGCUUCUAGCCUCCGGCUGGCAGCUGCUAGGACCCAGGGGGCUGGCGCCAGGCCCUGCCCCUCCCUUGCCAGCUCUGUGCAUCUCCAGAGGGCACCAUCAAAGUGACAGCCAGUGCCAUCUCCGGCAAAGGCCGGGCUGCUGGAGCUGGGCUGGGGCGGGGGCCAGAGCCAGCAGGCUCAGCCUUGCACCUCUCCAUGGGGCCGGCCAAACAUCCCAGAAGAUGGCAGCCUGGGCAACGGAGCCACCUCCCCCACAGCCUAUGAGCUCUCUGCAUCCCAGCACAGGGUGAAGCCUGGGCGUGCAGAUGGCCAACAGCACGGGACUGACCGGCGCAGAAGUCGCAGGCUCGGUGGGGUUGAUCCUGGCGGCUAUCGUAGAGGUGGGGGCCCUGCUGGGCAACGGCGCGCUGCUGGUGGUGGUGCUGCGCACGCCUGGCUUGAGCGACGCGCUCUACCUGGCGCACCUGUGCGUCGUGGACCUGCUGGCAGCCGCCUCCAUCAUGCCGCUGGGCCUGCUGGCCGCACCCCCGCCAGGCCUGGGCCGCAUGCGCCUGGGCCCCGCGCCUUGCCGCGCCGUGCGCUUCCUGUCCGCCGCGCUGCUUCCGGCCUGCACGCUCGGCGUGGCCGCCCUCGGCCUGGCGCGCUACCGCCUCAUCGUGCACCCGCUGCGGCCAGGCGCGCGGCCGCCGCCCGCGCUGGUGCUCACCGCGGUGUGGGCCGCGGCCGGGCUGCUGGGCGCGCUCUCCUUGCUCGGGCCGCCGCCCGCGCCGCCCCCGGCCCCGGCCCGCUGCUCGGUCCUGGCUGGAGGGCUGGGGCCCUUCCGGCCGCUCUGGGCGUCGCUGGCCUUCGCGCUGCCGGCCCUCCUGCUGCUCGGUGCCUACGGCGGCAUCUUCCUCGUGGCACGCCGCGCCGCCCUCCGGCCCCCACGGCCCGCGCGCGAGGCCCGGCUGCGCUCCGAUUCGCUGGACAGCCGCCUCUCCAUCCUGCCGCCCCUCCGGCCUCGCCUGCCCGGGGGCAAGGCGGCCCUGGCUCCGGCGCUGGCCGUGGGCCAGUUUGCAGCCUGCUGGCUGCCUUACGGCUGCGCGUGCCUGGCGCCCGCAGCGCGGGCCGCAGAAGCCGAGGCGGCCGUCACCUGGGUUGCCUACUCGGCCUUCGCGGCGCACCCCUUCCUCUAUGGUCUGCUGCAGCGCCCCGUGCGCUCGGCGCUGGGCCGCCUCACUCGCCGCGCGCUGCCCCGGCCCCCGCGGGCCUGCCCUCCGCGGGCCUGGCCCCCGCGGGCGCUCCUGCGGCGCCUCCGGCGACCCCGCCAGAGCCCUGCCCCAGGCCCCUCGGAGGCACCAGAGCAGGUGCCCUAGUGAGCAAGAGGGUGGAGCCGGGCCACCUGAGCGCUCUCUCUUGAGCCUUGAGCCGGAGGCUAGGGGCCCAGCCAGCCCCGCGGCACAGGUAGGCACAGGUAGCCGGGGUGCCUGCUGGGACUUGUGACCAUAAAGGAGGAAAGCUGUCGGUAGCCUGGUGAGGCUGAGGCUUCCAAGAGCCUGGAACCCCGGGUUCUGGGCCCAACACUGCAUGGUAGGUGUGCACAGACCUACCUCGCCUCAGGCCUCAGUUUCCCCCUAUACCCUGCGCUGUCCCCCAAGGUCCUGCAGUGUGGGCUGUUAAACUCAAGGAAGGCCCCAGGCCCAGGAAGGAGAAGUGCGGAGUCCAGAGAAGAGGACCUAAGAGCUCACAACCAAAGUGAGGGCAGAGCAGGGUCGGACUUGACAGCCACAGCAGGAGCAACCAGUGGCGAGACACUCAGAAGGACUUCCCAGACGUCAGCACCAAGGAGAGACUGGACAAAGCUACUGAGCUGCUUUCAUCUGUUCUAAAGAGCCCAGGAAACAACUGGAUCCAUUUGGUGCUGGAAGCAGGAA